AAAUGGGGAAGCCCAGCCGAGCAAGGGCAAAAAGACCAAAUAAAUGAUAAAUCUGGCCGAGGCUGCCAAAGCAUACAUAGGUGUGGGAAGAUGGAAUAAAACAGCAAGAGAGAGACGUUAGAAUAACAAGCACAAACUAUCUCUCUCCUUUUCAUUUUGGAAAACAAGCAAAAAGAAAGGAAUGGGUGGUGGUGGUGGUGAUUCAGACAUUGCACCGCAUCCCGAGAAGAUAAAGAUUGUGGCCACAUGCCUGGUGGUUUCCGUUGGCAUAUCCCUCUUAGGCUUCUAUCUCAAGUCCGGCGCCGAAUGGAGGUCUAAUUGGUCAUUAUCUUUAAACAAGAAAAAGAAGAAGCCAAUCCGAGUUUACAUGGACGGAUGUUUCGACAUGAUGCACUACGGCCACUGCAACGCCCUCCGCCAAGCACGCGCCCUUGGAGAUCAAUUGGUGGUCGGCGUUGUUAGCGACGCUGAAAUCAUAGCCAAUAAAGGUCCUCCAGUGACACCUCUCCACGAGAGGAUGAUUAUGGUAAAUGCAGUGAAAUGGGUGGAUGAGGUGAUUUCCGAUGCGCCGUAUGCUAUCACCGAAGAGUUCAUGAAGAAGCUUUUUGAUGAAUAUAAUAUUGAUUAUAUUAUUCACGGAGAUGAUCCUUGCGUUCUCCCUGACGGCACCGAUGCUUAUGCGCUCGCUAAGAAAGCUGGCCGUUACAAACAGAUUAAGCGCACUGAAGGCGUCUCCAGCACUGAUAUCGUUGGUCGCAUGCUUCUGUGUACCCGAGAGAGAUCGAUUAGUGACAGUCACAAUCAUUCAUCAUUGCAGAGGCAGUUUAGCCAUGGAAACAGCCAGAAAUUUGAAGCAGGUGGAUCCGGAACUGGAACUCGGGUUUCUCAUUUCCUUCCUACUUCACGCAGAAUUGUUCAAUUCUCCAAUGGCAAGGGGCCAGGGGACGAUGCUCGCAUAGUUUAUAUUGAUGGUGCAUUUGAUCUCUUCCAUGCUGGACAUGUCGAGAUUCUCAGGCUUGCUCGAACGCUGGGAGAUUUUCUACUUGUUGGAAUACACAAUGAUCAGAUCGUCAGUGCUAAAAGAGGAGCACACCGUCCUAUUAUGAAUCUUCAUGAAAGAAGCUUAAGUGUGUUGGCAUGUCGAUAUGUGGAUGAGGUGAUUAUAGGUGCUCCAUGGGAAAUAUCCAAAGACAUGAUCACAACCUUCAACAUCUCAUCAGUUGUUCAUGGGACAGUUGCAGAGAACGAUGACUUUCAGAAGGAACAAGACAAUCCAUACGCUGUGCCAAUCAGUAUGGGUAUCUUCAAAGUUUUGGAUAGCCCUUUGGAUAUUACAACUACCACGAUAAUUAGGAGGAUUGUAUCAAAUCAUGAAGCAUAUCAGAAACGUAAUCAGAAGAAGGCAGAAAGUGAGAAGAGAUAUUACGAGGAUAAAACUUAUGUCGCUGGUGAUUGAGUCUACACCAAGCCGCAACCGCAUGGCUUGUUGACUGCACGUUUGUUUAGUUAGUAAUACCGCUAUAAUGGAGUUACUUGAGUGCUAACAUCACACACAACCCCAUGAGGUUGUGAUUUGUGGUUUAGAUCUCACAUAUUUUUUAUUUUUAUUUUUAUUAAUAUCAAAAUUGAGGAGCUGGAUUGUUAAGUGUUUUCAA
Populus trichocarpa (black cottonwood) is the source of this 1655-nucleotide messenger RNA. Its product is annotated as ethanolamine-phosphate cytidylyltransferase. The record is from RefSeq and is a predicted model, not a curated record. Bases 182 to 1456 code for a protein of 424 amino acids. The transcript has 8 exons. Gene Ontology annotation, molecular function: ethanolamine-phosphate cytidylyltransferase activity. Gene Ontology annotation, cellular component: cytoplasm. NCBI's taxonomy places the organism in Eukaryota, Viridiplantae, Streptophyta, Magnoliopsida, Malpighiales, Salicaceae. Gene Ontology annotation, biological process: phosphatidylethanolamine biosynthetic process.